Molecule: messenger RNA, 843 nt
Organism: Rangifer tarandus platyrhynchus (Svalbard reindeer)
Lineage: Eukaryota; Metazoa; Chordata; Mammalia; Artiodactyla; Cervidae
Source: the annotation of a GenBank genome assembly
AUGAUGAUCAUCUUUGCCUACCUUCCGUACGGGCUCGCAGAAGGGAUCUCGCUCUCGGGCAUCAUGGCCAUCCUGUUCUCCGGCAUUGUGAUGUCACACUACACGCACCACAACCUGUCCCCGGUCACCCAGAUCCUCAUGCAGCAAACCCUGCGGACCGUGGCCUUCUUGUGCGAAACAUGUGUGUUUGCAUUUCUUGGCCUGUCCAUUUUUAGUUUCCCUCACAAGUUUGAAAUUUCCUUUGUCAUCUGGUGCAUAGUGCUUGUGCUGUUCGGUAGAGCGGUGAACAUUUUCCCCCUCUCCUACCUCCUGAAUUUCUUCCGUGACCAUAAAAUCACCCCGAAGAUGAUGUUCAUCAUGUGGUUCAGCGGCCUGCGGGGCGCCAUCCCCUACGCCCUGAGCCUCCACCUGGACCUGGAACCCAUGGAGAAGCGGCAGCUCAUCGGCACCACCACCAUCGUCAUCGUGCUCUUCACCAUCCUGCUGCUGGGCGGCAGCACCAUGCCGCUCAUCCGCCUUGUGGACAUCGAGGCCAAGGCGCGCCGCCGGAACCGCAAGGACGUCAACCUCAGCAAGACCGAGAAGAUGGGCAACACCGUCGAGUCGGAGCACUUGUCGGAGCUCACCGAGGAGGAGUACGAGGCCCACUACAUCAGACGGCAGGACCUCAAGGGCUUCCUGUGGCUGGACGCCAAGUACCUGAACCCCUUCUUCACACGGCGGCUGACCCAGGAGGACCUCCACCAUGGGCGCAUCCAGAUGAAAACGCUGACCAACAAGUGGUAUGAAGAGGUGCGCCAGGGCCCCUCGGGCUCGGAGGACGACGAGCAGGAGCUUCUGUGA